GUGCUCAGCAUUCCCAGCAAUAUAAAACCUGCUUGUAGCCAGUUCUUGACUUGAGCUCUCUUCCCCCGUCAUAUUCUUUCGUUAUUUCACAUUCUUUUUCGUAGAUCUUUUUCUUAAUUAUUAGGCAGUCCUUCCGAUCCCCCCUGGCGCUGGCCUUGCUAGGAUCGCCGUGUUGAUAUCGCAAGAACAGAGGAAGAGGGUUCUUCCGGAGAAGGAUUUGUUUGGAGAUGACGUCGAGCGUGGAUUUUGAGGCGCUCCGGCCGUCGCCGGCCGACGUGCGGGUUCUCACGUCCGACGGGAGCGCCAUCGCAGCGCACUCGCCCGUUCUUGCCUCGGCGUCGCCGGUGCUGGAGCGGAUGAUCGGGCGUGCGCGGCGCGGGUGGGACACCGGCUGCUCCAUCCGCAUCCUCGGCGCCGCCCCCGACGCCGUCGCCUCCUUCCUCCGCUUCCUCUACUCCCAGAGCCAGAGGGAGGCGACGGGGGAGUGGCCGGAGGAGGAGGCUAUGGCGGCGCACGGGGCGGCGCUGCUGGCGCUGGCGCACGCGUACCGGGUGGCGUGGCUGAAGCGGCGCGCGGAAGAGGCCCUAGCGGCGCGGCUGACCGCGGAGCGCGCCGUGGACGUGCUGAAGCUGGCGGCGCUCUGCGACGCGCCGCGGCUGCGCCUGCGGUGCGCGCGCCUCGCAGGCAAGGACCUCGCCGCCGUCGAGCUCUCCGACGGGUGGCGCUUCGCGGGCCGACACGACGCCGCGCUCCAGAUUGGCCUGCUCCAGCUCCUCCACGACGCCGACCAGAGGAAGAAGAGAUGGGAUAGGGAGAGAGCGUCCCAGGCGGUGUACCGGCAGCUCAGCGACGCCAUGGCCUCCCUGGAGCGCGUCUUCCUCACCGAAGCGUCCCCGUGCGACGACAACGACAGAGGCGCCUGCACGGCGCACCAGGGCCUCGUGCAGCUCACGAGGCACUUGGCCGGGUGCGGCAACAAGGGAGGAGAAGGAGGCUGCCAGCACUGCAACCGCAUGUUCCAGCUCCUCCGGCUCCACUCCUCCGUCUGCCACCGCGCCCACGGCGAACCUUGCAGGGUUCCCCUAUGCAGCAAUCUCAAGACGAAGAUGAAAGCAGAGAAAGUGGACAAGACGUGGAGGCUCCUCGUGAAGAAGGUGACGAGGGCUGGAGCCAUGGCUGCUCUGGCCAACAGGGAAGUGCCGGAGAUGGUGAACAAGUCGUGGGCCAAAUGCAGCAGGAGUAGAGGCUGCAGAGCGACUAGAUUCAGAUAGAAAUUUAGCACUGAAUUAAACAAGCUGAACAAGAGAUCGAGCAGAUUUGCUAUGUCUCGCUCGAUUGACAAAUUAAUUAUUGUUUCUAAAUCAAACUAGUCAGUAGUCACACGUUAUGAAAUCUGAGUUGCACAAAAAAAGUGUGUAACUUUAGGUGCGUAGGAAUGUGUAACUGACUACUCAAUUUAUGUACGGCAAGGCCAUACCUGAUACCUACCUUUGUCAUAGUAUUUCUUGUGCAAAUUUUGGGCAGGAGAAACAUUACACUUUACGACCCUACACUUA
Molecule: messenger RNA, 1556 nt
Organism: Brachypodium distachyon (stiff brome)
Lineage: Eukaryota; Viridiplantae; Streptophyta; Magnoliopsida; Poales; Poaceae
Product: BTB/POZ and TAZ domain-containing protein 1
Exons: 5
Coding region: 228-1271 (347 amino acids)
Cellular component (GO): nucleus
Molecular function (GO): protein binding
Source: RefSeq, a predicted model, not a curated record